GUUAUGUUUGGUUAUUUUAAGUUCAUAUAAAUAUGUAAAAUAAGGAUUCAUAAGAUAUAAUAAUAUAAAUCCAGUAACGGAUAUCACAUAAGCAUAAUGAUAUAACCUAGUAAGGAAAAUAAUCUUAUUAAGUAUUAUAAAAGCCAACGAUAAUCCAACUUAUAAUUUGUUAAGUAAGAAUGUGCGAAAAAAACAUUAUUAUUUAAUAAAAAGCCACUAUAAAAUAUAAAAAUGCAUCUUAAAACACCGGUUCUCUUUUUUAAUGCUUCUCUUUCUUGAUCCAAAACGAAUAAUAAUGUAAAUGGCUUUUUACCGAGGUACGUUCAUCAUUUCCUGACACUUUAAUGUAGACAAUGGACAACAUGGUACGUUCAAAUUGCUCAUUGACCGAGUUAUUUAAUCUCUCUGGUUUUGCAGGAUGACUUAACCAGGACACUUGUACAACAGUGCCGUCAGUCUCAAACCACUGUCCAAAGAAUCAUCGAGACAGCAGGUGAAGACGAAGCCCUUCUGUUUGAAGCCUUGAAUGUGAACGACGAGCUCGUGAAAACACUGUCCAAGUACGAGGAGAUGAACAAGCCCUCAGCACCGCUAACCACACCAGAACCAGCCAUGAUUCCUGUUGCUGAAGAGCCUGAUGACUCUUCAGAUCAUGGGAAAGAAGAAUCUCUGAUUAGAAAACCAUCGAUUGCACGAGGUGGGGUCCAUGGAGGUGGUGGGAGUGGGGAUGACAUGAUGGAUGAUCUUGAUGAGAUGAUAUUUGGCAAGAAAAGCGGCGGUGAUGGUGAUUCUUCUUCAACUGAUGACCCGAAGAAGCAGCAGUCUUCGUCUAAAAGCGAUGAUCUCAUUCGAUUCUGAGAUGGUUUCUUUCCUGCGAAAACAAAACUCUUUUUUUAAUGAAUUUAUGAAGUUUAAUUGGUGAUUCGAAACGGUUUCAGUGUAAGUAAGUUGUGUUUAAGGAUCUCUCUGGACUUAUGUGGUAGGUUUUAUAAUGGAGGAGAUGUUUAUGACACAAAGAUUUCAAGUUUAUC
This is a messenger RNA of Raphanus sativus (radish), 1031 nucleotides long. RefSeq names its product TOM1-like protein 1. The transcript has a single exon. Lineage: Eukaryota; Viridiplantae; Streptophyta; Magnoliopsida; Brassicales; Brassicaceae. Bases 571 to 858 code for a protein of 95 amino acids. The record is from RefSeq and is a predicted model, not a curated record. Gene Ontology annotation, molecular function: ubiquitin binding; phosphatidylinositol binding. Gene Ontology annotation, biological process: protein transport to vacuole involved in ubiquitin-dependent protein catabolic process via the multivesicular body sorting pathway.